AUGAGUACUGCAAGAACAGAGAGCCCAGUGAUUUUGGGCUUGUCCAACCAGAAUGGACAGAUCCGAGGCUCAGGGAAGCCAGGAGGAGGAGGAGGAGGAGGCCCUCAGCUAAAUCCUAUAAAAGGCACAAUUAACAACGGAGAGACUCUGCCAGCUACUACAACCAAUGCUGUUAUCAAACCUGGGGAUGACUGGAAGAAGAAUUUGAAACUACCCCCAAAGGAUAUGAGAAUGAAAACAUCGGAUGUCACAGCAACUAAAGGCAAUGAAUUUGAAGACUACUGCCUAAAACGAGAGCUACUAAUGGGAAUAUUUGAAAUGGGCUGGGAGAAACCAUCUCCUAUUCAGGAGGAAAGCAUCCCCAUUGCACUGUCAGGACGUGAUAUUUUAGCCAGAGCCAAAAAUGGCACAGGGAAGAGUGGAGCCUACCUCAUUCCCUUACUUGAACGCAUUGACCUGAAGAAGGACUGCAUACAAGCGUUUGUCAUAGUGCCCACUCGAGAACUGGCUCUGCAAGUAAGCCAAAUAUGUAUCCAGGUCAGCAAACACAUGGGUGGGGUGAAGGUGAUGGCAACUACAGGUGGAACAAACCUACGUGAUGAUAUCAUGAGGCUUGAUGAAACAGUGCAUGUGGUGAUCGCCACUCCCGGGCGAAUCUUAGACCUCAUUAAGAAAGGAGUGGCCAAAGUCAAUCAGGUGCAGAUGAUAGUGCUGGAUGAAGCAGACAAACUGUUGUCACAGGACUUUGUGGUAAUGAUGGAGGAGAUCCUCAGCUUUCUUCCCAAACAGAGACAGAUCUUACUAUAUUCUGCCACUUUCCCACUCAGUGUGCAGAAGUUCAUGAAUUCACAUUUACAGAAACCCUAUGAGAUCAACCUCAUGGAGGAGCUCACCCUGAAGGGAGUGACCCAGUAUUACGCUUAUGUAACUGAACGGCAAAAAGUCCACUGCCUCAACACCUUGUUUUCCAGGCUUCAGAUCAACCAGUCUAUAAUUUUUUGCAAUUCCUCUCAAAGAGUUGAGCUGCUUGCCAAGAAGAUUUCUCAGCUGGGCUAUUCAUGUUUUUACAUUCAUGCCAAGAUGAGACAGGAGCACCGCAAUCGUGUUUUCCAUGACUUCAGAAAUGGCCUGUGUCGUAAUCUAGUGUGCACUGAUCUUUUCACCAGGGGAAUUGACAUUCAGGCUGUGAAUGUUGUCAUUAACUUCGACUUUCCCAAGCUGGGAGAAACAUACCUGCAUCGUAUUGGAAGAUCUGGGCGCUUUGGGCAUCUUGGUCUUGCAAUCAAUCUGAUCACUUACGAUGAUCGCUUCAACCUGAAGGGCAUUGAAGAGCAGCUCGGAACCGAAAUCAAGCCCAUCCCUGGGAUCAUCGACAAGAGCCUUUAUGUGGCAGAGUACCACAGCGAGAGUCAUGAAGAGGCCAAGCCAUGAGCAACCAGUCCACCUUCCAUUCCCCUUACUUCCCUCUCUCUUUUUUUUUUUUUUUUUUUUUUUUUUUUUUUUAAAUGUACAGUUUUUUUUUUUUUUUCUGGGUGCCACCGUAAGGAUUGUGUUUUUGGGCCGAAGUAUUUGGGAAGAACUCAUUUACCUAGGCUUUGUGCUGCACCAUCACAUUGAAGACAAGUGCACGAAGAGGAAAGCUUUGGACAAAGUAGAAAUGUGCACAUUUUGGUGAAUCCUAUCCAUCAGUGACGCUAAGCCAGCACCCACAGACCCCCGACCAUGCCCUGUCAGCUUAUUUUUUUCUUUUUAGAAAAUUUAAACCAGUUUGUAUCAAGUGCCUUAACAAGCUGUUCAACUUCUUCAAAAGUAAUAAUCCUUGUGACGUCCUGUCUCACCUCACACUGUUCACCUACUGAAAGAAAUGGUCAGGCACCUGUUGUCUGACCACACAGGUGAAUCCAUAAAAGUUUUGUCACCACAUUUUCCAGAAAAGGGAGGUCUGCUGGAGUUUUCUGUUUUCCACUGGCUUUGAUGCACAGGUCUGGCUUAUUAUUAAAGAUGAACUUGGAUUCAUUUGGACAAACACUGGGUUUUUCAGAGAGACUGUCCAAAUGCUUUCAGAGGCCCUGGUCUUUUCCUCUUGUCUUCACAAUGGAACUCUAAAGAUGGACUUGCUGCAGCACCUCAACAUCACCACAUGAGGAUUCCUGAUGGAGACGACUAGAGGAGCUUUUAAGCCCACUUUCACUUUCCCAGUGGAUGGCCACACUGUUUAGAGGCGUGCAGCCUGUAUGGGGUGCAUGUUUCACCUUGUGUAUAUACUUUCAUUUUAGAUUGUUUUAAACAAGUUUAUAAGGCUGGUUGAUAAACUGAAAAACAACAUACUCUUUUGUUAUCACUGGAGAUCUUAUGCCAGUUUCUUUUUGAAAUUGUGGCUUCUAAAUUUCUCAGUUGUGAAAAAUUCCAAGUGAUCAUAAGCUUAAGACUGCAUGAAAUGUUUUGGACAAUUUUGAAACUCCUUCAGAUUUGAAGGUAGGUGUGAUUAUUUUAGCUGCACUUAAAUUAUUGACUCUUUGACUUGAGAUACCAGUGUUAACAAGUAUUGUUUAGACAGAUGGCUUUUUAAAGCUUGUGCAUAUGAGUGUUGAAUUCUCUUAUCACCAGCCUUAACUUGUAAAACCUGAGACCACCGCUACCAUCUAGGUCUCUGUGAAUCAUGAAUGGCCAAUGAUUUUUGUCUUGGUAGUACAAGUGCUGCAGUGCAGCUAAAUUGUUAGAUAAUCUGUAUUUUGGGGAAGGUACUUUACUGUUACGUUCAUCUUGGCUUUAGGCACAGCUCCUGAUUAAGAAUGAGGGAGGAGAUGUUGUGUUCUGUCCCCUUUUGAAAAAAGUCAACUGAGAGCAUCCAAAAUUAUCACCCUUAAAUGUAGCAGCAACUCGUGGUCUGUGCAUCUGUGCAGCUCCACAAGAUGCUUCAGUCUGAUUGGCUGCUGUUAACAGAAAUAAUGGGUUUAGGCAAUAAUGGACUGCACUGCUUUUUGUACACUUCUGACCCAGAUAAGAUUUUUAUUUUAAAAUUAACUAAAAGGGGAAUGUUGAAGGAAUGAAAGUAUUUGGUCAGGCUGCUUAUUUUACACAGUGGGUAACUAAACCUACUCAUUAUCUUCCCCCUCCCCUGAAUUUAAGUUUUUGUAGGGAUUUUCUUUUGAUAAAGUGCAAUUUCCUUGUUGUGGUGAGAUGCUUUAGGUUCUAAUCAGUGAGACUUAAAAAUAGCUAUUUAUUUAAAUUAAAAUAUUGUCUAUAAUCCUUAAUUCUCAUUGGUUAGAGUGGAUCCCUGUUCUUACUGCUUUAGUCCAGUACAUAGUUUUGCACAUGGGGAAAUUGGUGUGGGAGGGUAUUCAGAACAGUCCAAAUUUGUGCAGUUUGUGAGAACAGGGAUUCUACCUUCAGACACAUGGCAGCUGUCUGUUUGCUGACAGCCUCUGACCGUACAAGCCAGAGACACGUAACACCAGAAGGCAUUAUGUUGUACUGGGCUGAGAGUGGCUCUACUGUCAUGGGCUGCAGUCAAAUCCUUAAAGACUGAGACAAGAGCAUCUUGCCAUGAAUUGGGUAAAUAAUUACAAAAUAUAUAUCGAAUUGUCUCAUUCAUUAAGGACUUUUAAAAAAUAUUUGGGGUGGUUAAUUUGGUGGUCUUGCUGCCCUGAUGCAGUCAUUAAUUUGUUCUAAAAUAUUCAAAUACAUUUGUGUUAAUCUGGCUCAUAAUGGCGGCUCCUGAUGUGCAGGCUCCUUGUGAAGCCUGUUUCAAACGGCUGCAUCAGUUCAUAAACGUGGGUGGGAGCCUUUCGGCAUUAAGUAAGAUCCAACGUUUUGGGAUGGGAUUGAAAUUGUCAUUAAGAUGCCCUCAGACUUGGAUUUUCUUUUUGUUUCAAAUGAAAUGUUCCAAGUGGAUUUCAUCUUGUUUAAAAUAUCUGCAAAUUUAACAAGUUAAAAUUGAGUUUUAAUUUCAUUACAAUUUGGUCUAAUUGGCAGUUUUUCAGUGGAGCUGAAUUUUACUAGGAUUUGAGUUAAAACAGGGAAAAUUAUCUGAAAAGUUUUGUUGAAAAUAAAGCUCACUGAAAUUUAA
Messenger RNA from Boleophthalmus pectinirostris (great blue-spotted mudskipper), 4069 nucleotides. It is a transcript of the gene ddx6, whose product is annotated as DEAD (Asp-Glu-Ala-Asp) box helicase 6. Bases 1 to 1431 code for a protein of 476 amino acids. Gene Ontology annotation, cellular component: cytoplasmic stress granule; P-body. The record is from RefSeq and is a predicted model, not a curated record. Gene Ontology annotation, biological process: P-body assembly; cytoplasmic stress granule assembly. The transcript is spliced from 13 exons. Lineage: Eukaryota; Metazoa; Chordata; Actinopteri; Gobiiformes; Gobiidae. Gene Ontology annotation, molecular function: ATP binding; mRNA binding; RNA helicase activity.